This is a messenger RNA of Gastrolobium bilobum, 1243 nucleotides long. RefSeq lists its product as uncharacterized. Gene Ontology annotation, molecular function: electron-transferring-flavoprotein dehydrogenase activity; flavin adenine dinucleotide binding. Bases 34 to 1107 code for a protein of 357 amino acids. NCBI's taxonomy places the organism in Eukaryota, Viridiplantae, Streptophyta, Magnoliopsida, Fabales, Fabaceae. Gene Ontology annotation, cellular component: cytoplasm. The transcript is spliced from 4 exons. The record is from RefSeq and is a predicted model, not a curated record.
UGAACUGGGAACAAAGGAAAGCAAAGAAUCGAAAUGGAAAAGCAAGAUGGAAACAGAGUGGUGAUCCUAGGAGGCGGUGUUGCUGGUUCUCUCGUUGCUAAAUCUCUUCAAUUCCAUGCCCAUGUCACUCUCAUUGAUCCGAAAGAAUAUUUUGAGAUUCCUUGGGCAAGCUUGAGGGCAAUGGUUGAGCCAUCCUUUGCAGAGAGGUCGGUGAUCAACCAUAGAGAUUACCUCACCAAUGGUGACAUUGUUGUAUCCAGUGUUGUCAAUUUGACCGAAACCGAAGUGUUGACCGCAGAUGGCCGUCGGAUUGUCUAUGACUAUCUUGUUAUUGCCACUGGCCAUGCAAAUAAUGUCCCCAAAAGUAGGAGUGAAAGACUUAAUCAGUACAGAGAAGAAAAUCAAAAGAUAAAAUCUGCUCACUCCAUUCUGAUUGUUGGAGGAGGUCCUACUGGUGUGGAACUUGCUGGAGAGAUAGCUGUUGAUUACCCAGAUAAGAAGGUUACUAUAGUGCACAAAGGAUCAAGGCUGCUCGAAUUCAUAGGGGAAAAAGCUUCUGAGAAGUCUCUAAAAUGGUUGAGAUCAAAGAAUGUUGAGGUGAAACUAGAGCAAUCAGUUGAUUUGAACGCUGCCACAGACGGAUGUAAGAUAUAUCAAACUUCACUUGGAGAGACCAUCGAGGCAGACUGUCAUUUCUUAUGCACAGGGAAACCGCUUGCUUCAGCUUGGCUAAAAGAUACUGUGUUGAAGAAUGACUUGGAUUUUCAUGGAAGGAUUGUGGUGGACGAAAAAUUGAGAGUCAAGGGUCGGGGCAACAUUUUUGCCGUUGGAGAUAUUACAGACAUUCCAGAGAUCAAGCAAGGGUUUUUGGCACAGAAGCAGGCUGAAGUGGUUGCAAAGAACUUGAGGGUGAUCAUAGAGGGAAGAAAAGAAUGUGGAAUGGAAACUUACAAGCCACAUUCAGUAUUGGCAAUAGUUUCACUUGGGAGGAAAGAUGCGGUGGCACAUUUCCCAUUCUUGACAACUAUUGGAAGAAUUCCUGGCAUCAUCAAAUCUGGAGAUUUAUUUGUUGGUAAAACAAGAAAACAAAUAGGACUCAACCCUUAAGUUUUACAAGCUUGACUCGAUACUAUGCGUGGUGUGGAUUCAAAAUCAAUCGGUUUCAUAGUUUGUAUCAAUGUUAUUAAACCCAACCAAGCAUCGACUUGAUCAGGAUAUUGGGUCACCGGUAGGAUUGGGAUUG